AUGCCUAAACUCCUACAAAGCAUGGUCACUGUCAUCGAUGUCUUCUAUGAAUAUGCCAGCCAAGAUGAGGAAUGUAACAUGUUAAAAAAGAAAGAAAUGAAGGCACUUUUGGAAAAUGAGUUUCAUCAAAUUCUGAAGAAUCCAGAUGAUCCAGACACUGUAGACAUCAUCAUGCAGAGCCUGGAUCGAGACCUUAACAAGAAGGUGGAUUUCACUGAGUAUCUUCUGAUGAUAUUCAAGCUGGCCAAGGCUUGUAACAAAAUCAUCAGCAAAGAUUACUGCCAAGCUUCAAGGUCAAAGCAGAGAGACCACAGUCAUUGGCACCAUGAGGAACAGAGUGAAGAAGAAGAUGAGGUCAAAAGACAAGGAUGGUCUCCCAGUCACUCAAGUUGUAAUGCAGGAGAGAAAUAUUCCUAUUCCAGAAUCUCCAGAGGGGUCACAGAACAGAACUGUGGAAGCAAGAUACAGCAAAGUGACCAUUCUAGUUCUGGGCACAGAAACACAGAUGCAGUUCAAGUGGACAGUCAGGACUUAAUAGACAGCAAAAAGAUGGUUUGGAAUCAAGACGGUAUUCAGGCUCUAAAGAGUGUGAGUCUGAAUCAGGCCAGUCCAUAA
This is a messenger RNA of Condylura cristata (star-nosed mole), 615 nucleotides long. Its product is annotated as hornerin-like. Gene Ontology annotation, cellular component: cornified envelope; keratohyalin granule. The record is from RefSeq and is a predicted model, not a curated record. Gene Ontology annotation, biological process: establishment of skin barrier. Bases 1 to 615 code for a protein of 204 amino acids. Lineage: Eukaryota; Metazoa; Chordata; Mammalia; Eulipotyphla; Talpidae. Gene Ontology annotation, molecular function: transition metal ion binding; calcium ion binding. The transcript has 3 exons.